This is a messenger RNA of Strongylocentrotus purpuratus (purple sea urchin), 3498 nucleotides long. Its product is annotated as muscarinic acetylcholine receptor M1-like. Gene Ontology annotation, biological process: adenylate cyclase-inhibiting G protein-coupled acetylcholine receptor signaling pathway; chemical synaptic transmission; G protein-coupled receptor signaling pathway, coupled to cyclic nucleotide second messenger. Lineage: Eukaryota; Metazoa; Echinodermata; Echinoidea; Camarodonta; Strongylocentrotidae. The transcript is spliced from 2 exons. Gene Ontology annotation, cellular component: dendrite; membrane; synapse. Gene Ontology annotation, molecular function: G protein-coupled acetylcholine receptor activity; G protein-coupled serotonin receptor activity. Bases 55 to 1344 code for a protein of 429 amino acids. The record is from RefSeq and is a predicted model, not a curated record.
AACGGACCCGUUGAUGAUGACAGAUAUGAAAACCAGGGACCAACUAAACUUAAUAUGAUUCUCGGCGUCGCAAUGGUGUUCUUGAUCAUUCCAACCGUCACUGGAAACGGCCUUAUCCUCAUUGCAUUUUGGAAGUCUCGCCGACUUCGCACUUACUUCAAUUACUUUAUCUGUAGCAUGGCUUUUGCUGAUCUCAGCGUCGGCGCCAUCAACAUGCCCGUAUACUCCAUCCAGUUUUUCAGUGGUCGAUGGCCGUUUGGUCCAAGGGCGUGUCUUAUUUUCUCCAUCAUCGAUCACAUUUUCGUUCACGUUUCCGUGCUAUCUGUGGUGGUCAUAGCCAUCGACCGCUAUAAAUCUCUAGCUGAUCCCCUAUUGCACCUCAGAAGAAAGUCUCUUGGUCGUGCUAUUACGGUGAUUUGUCCCACCUACUUGAUUCCCAUCGUCAUGUGGACCUGGUUCGUCCUUUUUCGGAAGCAAGGCCGAAACGAAAACUGUUACACGGGAAAACGUGGAGAAUUUCCGUUCAAUUUCGUCACACCUUUUUUUCUCUUCUUAAUUCCCCUCACAAUCUUAGCAUCCGUCUGCAUUGCCAUCUACAGAAUUAUUUGGAGUCGAAAUGCCAACCGUAUGCGUUCGGUUUCAGGUCGGUCUCAGUCAAAAAGAAGCACAGCUGACAUCUCGUCUUCUGUAGCUAUUGAUGACUCCGUUAAAAGAGGAACUCCUAACCCAGCCUGUUCAACAGAAGAUAGCAAUCCCUCUCAGAAUGGGUGCCAUCCAGAUUACAAGCUAGAUCUCACCGAUGCCCUUCAAACCGGCAACAUCACUCAUGGACCAACUAAGAACAUGGACAGUACAUAUCGAGCGUACCCGGAUGUAUCUGAUGAAGAAACCGCUUUCCAGGGGGCAUCACUCUCACCCUCUGAUGCCACUCAUGAGAAAGAACCAGUCAAGGAUAACGAAGUUGCACGUCGAGAUAACGAUACCGCGGCAGGGGUGCCAAAGUCUGUCUCAGGAGAAGGCAAUCCUCGCAACAAAAUGGGCUUGAAAGAACAAAGUGGUACGAGAGCUGGAUUCACGGAAGAUUCAUCGUUGUCCAAGCAAUCUGAAGAAAGCGCGAAAGCUGUUCGUACUUUAACCUUCAUCGUGCUGGCAUUGGUUGUCUCUUGGUCACCAUGGGUUGUCUUUGUAUUCAUAGAGAACAUCUGUGGGCGGAACUGCAAUGUGGAAAGUGUGUACCACGUGAGUUUCUUCUGGGUGUACGUGAACAGUCUUUUGAACCCUUUCUGUUACGCCGCAGCCAACCGCACCUUCCGACGUGUCAUUAGAGACUUCUUCAGAAGUUAGAUCUGAAUAAAACAGUGUGUUCGCUCACGUUAAAUCGACUAAAAUACGCAUUUUUAGAGCACUUUAAUUUGAAAAGAAUGAAUAACAGGUAGGCAAUCGGAGGUAUAGAGUAUAUCCAUAAAGAUAUUACUGAGUAUCCUUGAUGACAAUUUCUUUUAACAAAAACACAUUUUAUAAUGUAGAUUACCUUGAAAAGUCUGUUCAUACUUUCAAAUAAAGUAAACAGUCGUUGCUUAUAAUUAUGAGAGGUACGCUUCUUCUCACUACACAAUCACACUUCUGUCUGUCUGUCUCUAUCUCUUUCUCUAUCUCUCUCUCUCUCUCUCUCUCUCUCUCCAUCUAUCUGUCUAUUUAUAUCUUCCUCUCCCAGUACUUCUCUUUGUCAUUUUCUAUGUCACACAAACUUUAAUUUGUGUUAAUCACAUUUUCUCAGUCACUUUUAAUGCAGUCCAAUGAUUUUCAUUUCUUUUGUGCAGUAGCUCACCUUUUUAUUGGUGUUUUUUUAUGUUGCUUUUAUUUUCAUAAUCAUAGAAGUAACGGGUGUAAUUAAAGCCAUGACGUGCCAGUAUAAUAGUGCAGUGAUAAUUCCAUGUUUUAUAGCUUCAUAUAAAUUACACGUGACUUCAAUUUUUUCGAAUGCUUAUUCCUCUUUUUUUUUUUGCAUGGUUGUAGUAGUUGGUGAAAUUACUUUUCACCUUGAAAAAUCUUAAUUUAGAAUUUGUCGAUAAGCCGAUUUUUCGCACGAGGAGCUUUUAUGACUCAAACGUCGUCUGCUGUAAUCAUAAUAUAGCAUUAAAAUAUGUUUGCGAAGUCAAACAUGAAGUAGUGUAAAAUGGGAAGUUGAAGUGAAGUGGAAAUUGCAGAAUUGAAUAAUGAAGCGAUUCACUGGCACUAAUAAACCUUCAUGUUUUUUAAUAUUAUGGUUGGAUUCACCUCGUAUUGUUUAAAAAUGUACGCUACAAUUCCCGAUUACAUCAAGUCUUUUACUCCAACUAUUUUUUUCCCUUUUCGUCGUUCGUGUAUACCUCAAACACCCCCUUCUCCCCUCUCUUUCUCUCUCUCUCUCUCUCUCUCUCUCUUUCUCUUUCUCUCUCCCCCACUCUCUCCCUCUCUCUCCUAUUCACACUCCAUUUCCCAUGUUUGCCUAUAUUGGUCUCCAUGUAAAUGUGAAUCAGGCUAAACUUAUCGUAGAGUCAAAAUGAUGCAUUCAUUUUCGAAUACAUUCAGUGUUGCUCUGAGGAUGUUCAGUGCGAAUGAAACUAACCAGACAAGGAAUUCAUGCAAUCAUUGUUGAGCACAUUAUUAUGAACGUCCAUUUGGUGAAUAAAAUACAGGCUGUAAUCAUUUAUAUCAACGGAAUACAUGUUUACAAUUUAUAUCGUUCUGCUCUUUGGCUUUUGUAUGCUAUCCAUACGUGAUUCGUGUUAAAAAUAGCAAAAUAAUAGAUCGCUUGUAAUUAUCUGUGUAAUCAUUAUAAUGUUGGUUUGUUUGCUAUGAUUGUUUUCAAAAUGAUAUUAUAGUAACGAAAGGGGAAAACAUCGUUUAAGCCUUUAUGCACUGUAAAAUUUGCAUGUUCAUUAAGAUUAGUGUUGAUGACUUGAUAUACAUGUAGUAAGACAGUGGUAUUGCAUUCGUAGUCGUAUUGUCUCACUCGUUUUAAUGAGAUCUGUUGAAAUACAGCACGGUUGAGAUAUGAUAUUAGAUGCACAUUCAUUUCGCUGUGGUGAGCCUGGGUUGAGAUAAUAGAAAGUAUGAAAUCAAACAAUGGUGCGGGUUAUGGUUUUCUUGUAAAUUAAAGAGACACGUUUCUUCUUUACUGUUUGCAUAAAAAAGGUGAUGCAAUGUUGUAAAAAUUACAUUCUACAACAACAAAAAUAUAUAGUUUAUGAUUGACAUUACCCUCGGACUCAUAAUGAGAUUGUUUUCUCAUCUUGAUAUAAGGUCUGAUCACCCACAUAGGCAUUUUAUUACUACGUAAAAAUCGGUUUAAAUGCUAAUGUGAUGAUAGUAUGUUAGUAUUAUAUCAUGUUUAUAUGAAAAUUCGAUGGUGUUGUACAUGUAGUAUGAAAUUGUGUGAUAUUUGAAAUGUUGUUGUCCAUCGAGUGAUUAAAUCGGUUAUCGUACCCAAUUAGAGUCUUGAAUUUUAAAGUUAAA